This is a messenger RNA of Hypanus sabinus (Atlantic stingray), 3828 nucleotides long. Its product is annotated as integrin beta-1-A-like. The transcript has 17 exons. Gene Ontology annotation, molecular function: collagen binding involved in cell-matrix adhesion; integrin binding; fibronectin binding. Gene Ontology annotation, cellular component: cell surface; focal adhesion; integrin complex. Bases 313 to 2742 code for a protein of 809 amino acids. Gene Ontology annotation, biological process: cell-matrix adhesion; cell adhesion mediated by integrin; integrin-mediated signaling pathway. NCBI's taxonomy places the organism in Eukaryota, Metazoa, Chordata, Chondrichthyes, Myliobatiformes, Dasyatidae. The record is from RefSeq and is a predicted model, not a curated record.
AGUAGUCGCGGGCGCAGCCGCGGCCCUAGAGAAAUUGUGCGUCGGUGACAGGGUGGGGGGGUAGCUUUGUCUUUUCAAAAAAAAAAGGAAGUAGAGGUCGUAAGUCAGCGGGUGAGGACAUCCAUUGGGUGCAUAUCAAUCCUCCGAGGAGUGUGGCCGGGGCCAGAAGUCAUUUGAGUGGCUGGAAAUCUGCUAACUCCGGCUGACCUGCAUGUUAAGAUGGAAUUUUGUGAUACAAUAACUUUAAACAAAAAAGAAAUUGCCAUGCAAGGCUUUGUGCGAGCGAUGACGUGACCUAUUUUUAUUUCGCAAAUGGACAAAUAUGGAAAAGGAGUUCAACGGCCUAAGAUGGAUUUGAAAUGUAUCCUACAUACUUUACUGAUUUGCUGCUGCUGCUGGAAUGGACUUGCGCAAUCAGACCACAGUGAGUGUUUAAAAGCCAGUGCAAAGUCAUGUGGAGAAUGUAUACAAGCUGGUAGAAACUGUGGAUGGUGCACCAAAGUUGAUUUCUUACAAGAGGGGGAACCAAACUCUGCACGCUGUGAUGAUAUUAACUCUUUAAUAAGUAGAGGAUGUUCGAAGAGCGAGAUUGAAAAUCCCAAAGGUUCACAACAAAUAGAUGCAAAUAAAAAACUUACUGGUCGCACAAGUGGUGCAAAGGUAGAGGUGAAAGACAUUACACAGAUUCGACCACAGAAGUUAACUCUGAAAUUGCGAUCAGGAGAGCCCCAGACCUUCUCGCUGUAUUUUAAAAGAGCAGAUGAUUAUCCUAUUGAUCUCUAUUAUCUUAUGGACCUGUCUUUUUCCAUGAAGGAUGACUUGGAAAAGGUUAAAAAGUUAGGAACAGAAUUGAAAAAUGAAAUGCAAAAGAUAACUUCUGAUUUCAAAAUUGGGUUUGGGUCCUUUGUGGAUAAGACUGUGAUGCCAUAUAUUAGCACAACCCCAGCCAAAAGAAAAAAUCCUUGCCCAGGUGGUGAGGUAUGCACAAGUCCAUUUAGCUUCAAGAAUGUGCUACCAUUGACAGAAGAUGGAUCAAAGUUCAAUGACCUUGUAAGCAACCAGACUGUUUCUGGAAAUCUAGACUCUCCAGAAGGUGGCUUUGAUGCCAUUAUGCAGGUUGCUGUUUGUGGGGACAAGAUUGGUUGGCGAAAUGUCACUCGAUUGCUGGUAUUUUCUACAGAUGCAGGAUUUCACUUUGCUGGAGAUGGUAAACUGGGUGGCAUUGUUCUACCAAAUGAUGGGAAAUGUCAUCUCAAUACUGAAGGUCUCUACACCAUGAGUGAUUACUAUGAUUAUCCAUCCAUUGCUCAUUUGGUACAGAAACUUAGUGAAAAUAAUAUUCAGCCUAUUUUUGCUGUUACAGACGAUUUCAAGGGGGUAUAUGAGGAACUCCAUAAUCUCAUUCCAAAAUCUGAAGUGGGUGUGCUUUCAUCAAACUCCAGUAAUGUUAUCAAGUUAAUCCUUGAUGCUUAUCACGCUUUGUCUUCUGAAAUUAUCCUGGAGAAUGAUAAAUUGCCAGAAGGGCUUUCAUUGCAAUAUACAGCCUUCUGCAAGAAUAAUACUGUUCAUACAGGGGAGAAAGGCAGGAAGUGUUUGGGCAUUCAAAUUGAUGAUGAGGUCAGCUUCAACAUAAGUAUCACAGCAACAAAAUGUCCAAAUAAUGGUAAAAAAACAAGUUUUCAAAUCAAACCUCUGGGAUUUAAUGAGAAAGUAGAGAUUAAUCUGGAAUUUAUUUGUGAAUGUGAAUGUCAUAAGAAGGGAUUGCAAAAUAGCACAGAAUGUCAUCAGGGUAAUGGAACUUUUGAAUGCGGAGCCUGCAGGUGUAAUAAAGGGCGCAUUGGGCGAUACUGUGAGUGCAGCACUGAUGAAGUAAACAGUGAGGACAUGGAUGCUUCAUGCAGGAAAGAUAACACAUCUCAAAUCUGUAGUGACAAUGGUGAUUGCAUCUGUGGAGAAUGCCUUUGUAAAAAGAGGGAAAUUACUACUGAAAUCAUCUCUGGCAAAUAUUGUGAAUGUGAUAACUUCAACUGUGACCGGUCUGGUGGUUUGAUUUGUGGAGGAAAUGGAAUCUGUAAGUGUAGGGUAUGUGAAUGUUACCCCAACUUCACUGGCAAUGCCUGUGAUUGCUCUCUGGACAAUUCAACAUGUAUUUCAAAGAAUGGACAAAUGUGUAAUGGCAGAGGUACAUGUGAAUGUGGUCGCUGCAAAUGCACUGAUCCAAAAUUCCAGGGGGCGGCCUGUGAAAUGUGUCCAACUUGCGCAGGAGUCUGUACAGAACACAAGGAUUGUGUUCAGUGUAAAGCCUUCCAGAAAGGACCCAAGAAAGAUACCUGUGAUCAGUGUGAGUUUGAAGUUAUUUUGGUGGAAAAGCAGGAUGAGUUGCCACAACCAGGAGCCGUUCCAUCAAUUGCUCACUGUAAAGAGAAGGAUGAGAAUGACUGCUGGUUCUACUUCUCCUAUUCUGUUAAUGACCAGAAUGUUCCAGAAGUCCAUGUUACCAAAAAUCCAGAAUGUCCGCAAGCACCUGACAUCAUUCCAAUUGUAGCCGGAGUGGUUGCUGGUAUUGUCUUGAUAGGCCUUGCCUUGCUGCUAAUUUGGAAAUUACUGAUGAUCAUUCAUGACCGAAGGGAAUUUGCAAAAUUUGAGAAAGAGAAAAUGAAUGCCAAGUGGGAUACAGGUGAAAAUCCAAUCUACAAGAGUGCAGUGACAACUAUUGUCAACCCAAAAUACGAGGGAAAAUGAUGGAGUUUGUUCAUUUCUGUGAGGUUUUUUUAUUUUAAUAUAGAUAAUGGGUUUGGGUUUCUUUUGUAGUCACAAAUUAGCUUUAGAUCACAGCAGUGAUUGCUAACCAAUAAUGUAAGUUUUUCUAUGCAGAUUUUGCAAUGUGUACAGUAAGUGUAAACAAAAAUUAGUUGCUUUUUAAAUGCAUUUUAAUUUGAAGAGCUGCAGAACACCAGCGUUGGAAUGGAAUAUUAUCCGUUGGUCUAGCUUUGUUUUAAUUUUUAAGAUUCUUCCAGGAUUUAGACUUUGCUAUCAUGUAAAUUCUCUAAACAGUAUUCAAAUCAGGUAAAACAACUUGAAAAGAAAAGAAUCUCUACUCAAUUUAUGUGCCAAAAGAAAUAAUUUGGAAUAUACUGUAUGUGUCUGUUAUUUACAUGAGUGCCUGAGAGAAUUUUGUAGGCCCAAAAUAAAUCUCAUCUUUUCUUUAAUCCACAUUUAUCUUACAGUCAUACUGUGCCUUGUGAAAUUCUUAGUUGGCCUUCUGUGCAUUUUGUUACCCCCUUUAGAUUGUGACAACUGAGCAAAAGUAUGUUUCUUUUAUUUUUAAAGCAUUAUACAACUGUGUUAAACAUAUAACUGAAAUUUUUGACAUGCAUACACUACUCUGCCAAAUGUGGAAUCUUUUUAUUUAAUUGUAAAUUGCUUUGCCAGGUAAUGACAGAUCAAACUUAGUGUUUUUUUAAAUUUGGAUGCAAGUAUUCAUUGGUUUGUAAUAUUGCAGAUUUUUAAAAGUAUUUUGUAGUAACCAAUAGGCCUUGAUACUUGUAUCAAUGCAAAGAGCAAAUGCUUUCAUUUCUAAGCAGUUUCUCUUGGAACUGCUCAAACUCAGAAUGUUCCUUUAUGUUCAAUAGUUAUACAUACUAACAAGCUGCAAGCAAAUAAUAACUUGGAGACAUGCUAGAUAUAGCUGUAUGCAUUAAUUUGUUCCAGGUAUGGACUGAUAUCACUUGGAUCACUUUCUUGAUUUAAAGUGCCUUUUUAUUUUAAGUAUUUACACUCUUGGCAUACACUUGAUUUAUUUAUUAAAUAAACAACUUUAUAAAAAUA